This is a messenger RNA of Polychytrium aggregatum, 1187 nucleotides long. Its product is annotated as HAD-like domain-containing protein. The record is from RefSeq and is a predicted model, not a curated record. The transcript has 5 exons. The coding region runs from base 107 to 805 and encodes 232 amino acids. NCBI's taxonomy places the organism in Eukaryota, Fungi, Chytridiomycota, Chytridiomycetes, Polychytriales. Gene Ontology annotation, molecular function: phosphatase activity.
CGAACGACCGAUUGCGGCGUGCGCAGGCCCAUCCACGCCGUCUGCCUCUUGCCCAACCCGUUCCGCCCAUCGAUCCGCUCCCGUCUCCAUCGCCAUCUUCCCAGUCAUGAGCAAUCCGAAAGUUCUUGUCUUCACAGACUUUGACGGCACCGUCAGCACAGCGGAUACUGGAAACGUCAUCGUGGACCGCUUCAUGGGCCCCGAGCGAAGAAAGGCGCUGGAUACCCAGGUGCUCGACGGCGUGACAUCGUACCGAGAUGCAGUCCGGGAACAGUGGAAGUCGGUCAAGGCGAGCCUCGAGCAUGCCAUGGAUCUUCUCUCAGCUGUUGAAAUCGACCCCGACUUUCCCGAGUUCCAUAGCUACUGUAUCCAGCACAAGAUUCCUGUUACCGUCGUCAGCAGCGGCCUCCGCCCUAUUGUUGAGGCCUUCAUGAAGGACUAUUCCGAAAGCGAGCAUGGCGGACUCUUUGACAUUGUCGCCAACGACAUCAGCAUCGACGCCGAUGCAGGCUGGGACAUCAUCUAUCGGGACGAAACCCCGCACGGCCACGACAAGUCCCUCACGUUGCGAACAAUCACCGAGCGCUAUCUUUCUGCCGACACCGCCCAGCGGCCCGUAGUGGUUUUUGUGGGCGAUGGCAUCUCCGACAUCAGCGCUGCCCGCGAGGCCGAUGUCAUCUUUGCAAAGAGCGGAAAGGACCUGGAGACUUGGUGCCAGCGCGAGAACGUUCCGUUCAUCGCCUGGGAUCGCUUCGGCAUCGUUCUGGCGCAUCUGAAGCAGAUCGUCGCGGCCCAGCGAGCCUGAGUGCGUGCACCGCGGCCGACCAUGCGAUCGAUUCCAGAUGCGGGUGCCAUUGUGGAAUGUCAUUGCGGAAUGCCAUUGUGGAAUGUCAUCGUGGCAUUCAGUCGGCAGACGCAAUCAUGGAGCGCAACGGUGCGGAUGCAACCAUGGAAUACACCCGGGCGAUGCAGUCGAAGAACGCAGAACAUCCCGCAUCUCCCUCGCUCGUCGUUCGAUCGUCGUUCGUUCUGCUCUUCGCCAAAACCUGCAUCCGCAGCGUCGCUCGCUGCAUGGCAUCCCCAGCACGCCCUUCUCGUCCGUGUCCUCGCCCUCGUCGAUUCGCCGCGACCGGCUGUUGCUUCCGGCCGUGGCUUCUGCCCCCACCCACCCGCCCGCCAGCACCGCC